AUUACUAAAAAAUAAAACUCAAAAAACUUUCCUUUCACAGUUUCACUUCAUUUCAUACAACUCUCUCUCUCGAUUCUCACUUCAGGAUCCGAAACCAUGAGUUUUAGAGACCCGAACCCAGUAACCACCACACCCGGAACCAAUUCGGAUCCUGCCGGGUUCGCUAUAAACAGCAGAAUCAUGCUCACCGCCAUAAUCAUAAUCUUAUUCGUCGUCAUUUUAAUGAUCUCUCUCCAUCUCUACUCUCGUUGGUACCUCCUCCGCUCUCGCCGUUUCCAUCUCCGCCGCUUCGAUCGCCGUAAUCGCGCCGCCGCCGCAAUCAUCUACUUCGCCGAUCCUUCCUCCACCACCGCCGUCGUCACCACCACUCGCGGCCUCGACCCUUCCGUCAUCAAAUCGCUUCCCGUCUUCACGUUCUCCGCCGCAAACGCAAACGCGAUCGAUUGCGCGGUUUGUCUCUCGGAGUUUGAGGAUAACGAAACGGGUCGGGUUUUGCCCAAUUGCAAGCACGUGUUUCACGUCGAGUGCAUCGAUAUGUGGUUUCGUUCUCAUACCUCUUGUCCUCUAUGUCGAUCGCUCGUCGAGCCUGUAGCCGGAGAAGUGAAAUCAACGGUGGAGGAAGUCGCGAUUUCGAUUUCUGAUCCGGUUUCCGGUGACGACCAGGGUUCGAGACCUGAAAUUUGCGAUACGGACCGCGUCGGAGAAGCUGGGGCUCAUGAGAAUUCGGAUCCUGGAGAUUCCCGGAGAAAACCGGCGGCGAUUGAAAUCCCGAAGAGGAAUCUCGGAGAGUUAGAGAACGAUUUGACUCGGAGUAACUCGUUUAGGUCGCAUGAGUCGAGUGAUAUCUUUCACACGGAUUUUGAGUCGAACGGAGAAGCGCUUCUUCUUCUUCUUCUAUCGGGUUUCCGUCGGUGGUUUCGCCGCCGGCUUGUAGCAUGCCGGUGACGGAUUUAGAUAUCGAUUUCGGAGGAGAAGAUACUCGUUGACUUUAGCAGUCAAUGUAACGCCACGUGGACACGUAUGAUUGGUGUCAAGUUUUUAGAUGAGAUGCAAAGUUAAAAUUGUAAAAUAAUUAUUUUUUUGCCAUAUGAGUCAAAUGAUAGAUUUCUAUAUAUGGCAUCGAUCCAAUUCUAAGCUGGACUGAUUUCUAAAUAUCACAUAAACGUCUCGAUGAGGAACUGUUAUUUCAAAAUAACGGUCGUGAAAUCCAAAAAAAUUAUUGUGUUUUUUUUAGUUGGGUGGAUAGUUGUUUUGCGUUUUUGA
Eutrema salsugineum is the source of this 1263-nucleotide messenger RNA. Its product is annotated as RING-H2 finger protein ATL17. The record is from RefSeq and is a predicted model, not a curated record. Lineage: Eukaryota; Viridiplantae; Streptophyta; Magnoliopsida; Brassicales; Brassicaceae.